CUCUGAGUUCGUUUUUAUCGACAUCAUUCACUUUUCUGCAACAGAACAAGUCGAAUCUUUUCAAAAUGUUUAAACAGAUCAUCUUUACCGCCCUCCUCGCCGUGGUUGCUGCCAAACCCGGCAUCCACUCAGUUGCAUACCCCGCAGCCCCUGUGGUUGCCGCAGCAUACGCCACCCCUGUUGCCGCAGCAUACACCGCACCAGUUGCCGCAGCGUACGCCGCCCCCGUUGCCGCAGCCUACAGUGCCCCAGUCGCCGCAUACGCUGCCCCCUACGCCUACAGUUCACCGUUGGUGGCGGCCGCUUACAAAGCUCCAGUUGCUUUCCUGAAGUGAUAACGAUCUCCGACUGACCGAUACAUGAUUAAAUAAUUAUGAAGUUAA
Messenger RNA from Papilio polytes (common Mormon), 383 nucleotides. RefSeq names its product vitelline membrane protein Vm26Ab-like. The record is from RefSeq and is a predicted model, not a curated record. Lineage: Eukaryota; Metazoa; Arthropoda; Insecta; Lepidoptera; Papilionidae. The coding region runs from base 66 to 335 and encodes 89 amino acids. The transcript has 2 exons.